ACGUAAGGUGCAUGCUGAACUAACAGUUUGCAGAAACAGACUCUAACUGCAUUACAGUGAAAAAAUUGAACCUGUUGUAUGUCUAUGGUGUUAACUGUGUAAAUAAAUAGCACGCACGCUAGAAUGCAUGCUACAUAAUCGUGUCAUCGUUUCAGACGUCAAAAGGCGAUUGUGUACAUAGAUCCCAUCCCCAGUUGACACUUACAAACGCGCAAGGAGAGGUUUUCAUUGACAGAAUAACCGCCAAGGAUAAAUACGUCGUGCGUGAGCUGUCCAUGAGAGUCUCCUGAUUGCGCCAGAAGCCGCUAACCAGAUAACGUGUUUCCCAUUUGCUUCCCGUGUCUUCAGGUUUCCGAGACUUUGAGGGAUUCAUUGGGCGGCAGUCGCUUGUGCCGUUCGAACUGAUCAAAGUGUCUGACGGCCUCUCCUCGCGAGAAAGGGCAUUUGAGUAUUAUCGCAAUUUGUGCAGACUCAGGAUUAUUUUGAAGUUUUAUCUCAGAAAUCGGUUGUAUACAUAGAGGGAGAAUAAUAUAUUAGUAGUUAACAUGAUAUGGAAAUGUGUAACGAAAGUUGUCGCUAAAUUUGAGAUAGAAAUUGAUGAAACCUGUAAUCACUUGUUUUCAAAAAGAUCUCAAAAGUUUUAACAAACAAAACAAGAAUAAACCUUGACCCACUUAUUGAUGACCCGCAAAGCGGAAUAACCUAUUAAGUGAAGAGAUCAUCUGCGCAUCCUACUGUCAUUUGUGUUUUUAUUGUUGGGCCCUCUUCUCUUAGAGAUAGAGAGAGCGAAAGAGGUAGUCAGUGUAGCGAGUGACACAGUGCCAGUGCCAUCAUGUCCCACCGGUAUUCACCUGUUGCACAGGAAGACGACCCUUAUCUCUACCACUUGAAUAAAAAGGAGCUAGUGGGGUCAACGAAACCUCGAAUAUGGCGGAACCUGCUGAUAGGAACCAUCGGUGUCAUGCUGGUGGUGUCAGCGGCCAUUGCCAUCAUCGUAUUAACACGCGGGAACGAAGCGGGUGCCCCUACAUCAUCAGCCCUUACAUCUGAUCGUAGAGGGAUAGACUUGGCAGAAGUGCUUAACGGUACUUUUUCUGCUGCAUCUUUUAAUGGAACGUGGAUUUCUGAUAAUGAGUUUUUGUACAGGACAGAAGAGGGUGCACUCAACAUAUUCACUGUAGGGACACCGCUUCCGAAAGAAUUAGUUUCUAAGGAAUUUAUGCAAGAAUGGCGCCCUUUCAAGUACAGCUUGUCUCCAAGCAGAAAAUAUCUUCUUUUUGUUCAUGAUGUUCAGAAGCUAUUCCGGUAUUCCUACUUGGCUCGCCAUACAAUUCUUAACCUUGAGACUGGCGAGACAACACCAUUGGCUCCCCAGAGGGUGAGAACGCGAAGUGAUCAGCCACCUUUAUUAUAUGCCACUUGGGCUCCAACAGAAGAUUCCAUUGCAUUUGUUUCACACAAUGAUUUAUAUUACACCACGGGACCUGACCUGAAUACAAUGUAUAGGCUCACUGAUACUGGACAAAUUGGAAGCAUUUUCAAUGGCAUUCCAGAUUGGGUUUAUGAAGAGGAAAUUUUGAGUUCUAAUUCUGCUUUAUGGUUCGGUCCUAAUAGCCGCCGUCUUACUUUUGCAACCUUUAAUGAUUCUCAUGUAGAUACUAUGAACUUCCCCUUGUAUGGUCGCCCUGGAGACUUAGCUUUCCAGUACCCUAUUCAGCAGUCCAUCAAGUAUCCCAAGCCUGGACGUGCUAACCCUGUGGUUGAUUUAUGGGUUGUUGAUCUAGCUAAGCUAGUGAGUGGAAGUGGUGAUACUGUAACCCGUCUCUCACCUCCAUCAUCACUGUCUACUGUCGAUCAUUACUUUACUACAGUUGGUUGGGCAACUCCCAAUAUUGUGUCUGUAAUCUGGAUGAAUCGUCACCAGAAUGUUGAUACACUAAGUAUAUGCAAUGCAGACACUGGUGUGUGCACAGAUGAUCUUGUUCAUGAAUCCCCUGAUAAAUCCUGGAAUGACCUUUACACUGCUCCUGAAUUUGAUGACAAUGGAGGGAAUACAUAUCUCAUUAUUCUACCAACUCAUCAGGCUGAUAAAGGACAUUUUAAGCACAUCAACCUACGUCGGUCUUCUGAUAAAACAUUAACACCCCUGACAACAGGGACUUAUGAAGUAGUUGAGAUACUCUCUUGGGAUCAGAAGAAUCAUGUUGUGUACUUUACUGCUGCACCAUCUGGUAAACCUGGACAACGUCACAUCUAUUAUGUUGGAGACCUUGAAAGUUCACAGCCGAAACAAGCAUACUGUAUUACAUGUGGUUUCAAAAAUGAUUUUGGUGAGGAAUGCAACUACAACAGUGCAGAUUUCAGCAAAGAGAGCCAGUACUAUGUAUUAACCUGCAGCGGUCCUGGAAUCCCUCAAGUUACUCUCCAUAAGACUUCUGAUCACUCUAGACUUAUGCUACUUGAAGAUAAUCAAGAUAUUCGUGAUCGCCUCUUAGACAGAUCUUUACCUCUUGAAAAGCGUCUAGAAAUUGAUAUUGAAGGUGGUCAUAAAGCUCAAGUUUCCAUGAAACUCCCUCCAAAGUAUAAUCCUACUCUCUUCCAGACUUACCCCAUGCUUGUUUAUGUGUAUGGCGGCCCAGGUUCUCAGCUUGUGAGUGAUAAAUUUAGAAUUGACUGGGGUGAUUAUUUGGCUUCUGAGAGGGAUAUCAUAUAUACUUCAAUUGAUGGACGUGGAUCUGGAUAUUCUGGGGAUAAGCUCCUCCAUGCUUUAUAUUAUGGAUUGGGAACAGCUGAAGUAGAAGAUCAAAUUGCUGUCACCUCAGCCCUCCAAAAAUCGUUCCAGUUUAUUGACUCAUCAAGAACUGCUAUUUGGGGAUGGUCAUAUGGUGGCUAUGUAACUGCUUCUGCCUUGUCUAAAGAUGUUGGAAAUGUUUUCAAAUGUGGCAUUUCUGUUGCUCCAGUCACUUCCUGGAUAUAUUAUGAUACUGUAUAUACGGAGCGUUAUAUGGGUUUGCCAACACCUGAUGAUAAUUUGAGAGCAUAUAUAGCCUCUGACAUUACGAAGAAUGUAACCAAUUUCAAGAACAAGGAGUUCUUCCUCAUUCAUGGAACUGCUGAUGACAAUGUUCACUACCAACAAUCCAUGAUGCUGUCUCGAGCUUUGGAGGUUAAUGACAUCCUCUUCAGGUCUCAGAGCUAUCCAGAUGAAAACCAUGGUUUAGCAGGUGUCAAGAAACAUCAUUAUCAUUCAAUGGAAGACUUCCUUAAUGACUGUUUUAAUCAGACCUAAAGUACUUAACUUGUAUCUUUUGCGUUUAUUAGUAUGCAUCUUUCAUUUUAUAAGUCAUUCAUUAUGUUUUAUCAAACUGCCUGGGUAGAGUUUUCAGUGCAAUACCAUCACCUCCACAUAUGAUUUGUAGUUAUUUUUAUAUUGGCUGUUACUACAUGUAAUUAUUUGGUAACAAUAACUGACAUUCCACUAGCAACAUCAUUCCAGAAGUAAGUUUGUAUUUUCAUAAAAUAUCUUCAGACUUGUGCAAAGUCAAUCUUAAAACCUACAAAUCCAAGUCUUGAGGAAUUCCACUUUCCCUGUUUGUAUAAAUGAGGUUUUACAUUUGAAAAACUUUGUUUGCAAAUAUUAUAUAUAUUAUCAACUUGCUUUAUUAAGUCAAAAAAUCUCUUAAAUUUUAUGAAAUUUUUAAUUAAGUACAUGGUUUUAUAUUCAGAGCUAUAUGUAUGGUUUAAGAAAUUUGUAAAUGAUUUUUAUUUAACAGACUAUGUUUGAGACAUUUUCACAUGUAUAUAUCAAUUUCAUACAGUAGACUGUACGUUUCUCACAUUGAGCAUUUUUUUAAUGACAAGUUCCAUUAAUUUUUAUUGUCUUAUAAAAGUGUGAAUAGUUGAUGUAGCAUUUGAGUGGUGGUAGUUGCUCAGUAUAUAAAGUGUAUAGUUGAAUAUGUAGUAUUUGAGAAGUUAUAGUGACUGGGCACAAUUUCUUAUAUACCUUACUGACUGGGUAGUAGAAAAAUAAAAAUUAUACUUAUUACAGUCAACGUGUAUACUGUAUUACCAUCAUCACACUCAUGAAGGAUGAAGUAUGUACACUAGAUUUCUGUGAAAUAAGGAAAUGCUAAGUAAUUGUACUGAUAUUUUGUAUCAUGAUAACACUACAGAGGAUCACUGUACUGAUCUUGAUUGCAUAGGACUAUGUACAAAAUGCACAGAUUUACAAAAUAAAGACAUGAAAAUUU
Molecule: messenger RNA, 4250 nt
Organism: Macrobrachium nipponense
Lineage: Eukaryota; Metazoa; Arthropoda; Malacostraca; Decapoda; Palaemonidae
Product: dipeptidyl peptidase 4-like
Exons: 18
Coding region: 833-3289 (818 amino acids)
Biological process (GO): proteolysis
Cellular component (GO): plasma membrane
Molecular function (GO): serine-type peptidase activity; dipeptidyl-peptidase activity
Source: RefSeq, a predicted model, not a curated record